AUGAAGACACUGGCUAUCAAAUGGCAUGAACAAGUACAUUGGUGUGCCUCAUUCCCAUCCUCUCAUAUGCCAAUCUUCAACCCCAGGAAGAAAAUUGAAGUGAUGAAGGUAACUAAAGCAACCAGCUUAAGUUCAGAGUCAAAUGCAAAGAAAGCAAAUUUGUGUGCUGCAAAGAAGGAAAGAAUUAAGCUGCCAAAUCAUGAUGAUAGCUCUGGUGGCAAGACUUUUCACAUUAGUGAGUUUCUCAGCCACCAAUCAGGAAUUGAAGCCAUGCUUAACACCAGAGCCUUAAACAGUUUUGAAUCCCUUGAUACUGAUACUUAUAGAUGCACCCUGCCAAAGCUUCAGCUUUUGAAUUUUGAAGCUGCUCCUGUGCUGGACUUGAGAGUGACCCCAACAAAUGAAGAUUGUAUAGUUGAGAUGCUUUCUUGCAGGUUUGAGGGUUCAGAAGCCGUGGAACGCCAAAACAGCCAUUUUUCAGCAUUCAUGAGAAAUCACAUGUCAUGGGACACAAAUGGCUCUGAAUCGUUUUUGGAGGUUGAUGUGAAGCUAAAACUCACUCUUGAGAUUUAUACACGCCCUUUCACCAUGAUGCCAGUAUCAGCUGUUGAGCGUCCUGGAAAUUUAAUGAUGCAAGCCUUAGUGGAUAGGCUGGUGUCAUUGCUUCUGCAGCAACUACUACAAGAUUACAGCAAAUGGGUUGUUGAUAAGCAAGCAGUGGAAUAA
Messenger RNA from Prunus armeniaca (apricot), 726 nucleotides. NCBI's taxonomy places the organism in Eukaryota, Viridiplantae, Streptophyta, Magnoliopsida, Rosales, Rosaceae. The record is from the annotation of a GenBank genome assembly.